This is a messenger RNA of Apis laboriosa (Himalayan honeybee), 1793 nucleotides long. It is a transcript of the gene SC35, whose product is annotated as serine/arginine-rich splicing factor 2. Bases 94 to 624 code for a protein of 176 amino acids. The record is from RefSeq and is a predicted model, not a curated record. Gene Ontology annotation, molecular function: RNA binding. The transcript is spliced from 4 exons. NCBI's taxonomy places the organism in Eukaryota, Metazoa, Arthropoda, Insecta, Hymenoptera, Apidae.
UGUGCGCGGAUGUCCAGUACUUGAUCUAAAACUGAUUUUUCAUAUUGAAGUGCUGUUUUUAUUAUUUCUGAAGAUCAAGAAAAAUUCAAGAAAAUGAGUUACGGCAGACCACCGCCGCGUAUUGAUGGGAUGGUUUCCCUAAAAGUGGAUAAUCUCACGUAUAGAACGACGCCGGAGGAUUUGAGACGCGUGUUCGAAAGAUGUGGUGAGGUCGGCGACAUUUACAUCCCUAGAGAUCGCUUUACUCGAGAAAGCCGUGGAUUUGCAUUCGUCAGAUUUUAUGAUAAACGCGAUGCAGAAGAUGCAUUAGAUGCUAUGGAUGGAAGGCUGUUAGAUGGUAGGGAACUUAGAGUUCAAAUGGCACGAUAUGGACGACCAACUUCACCACACCGAAGUCGUGGUAGUCGUCGACGAGGAAGAUCACGUAGCAGGAGCAGAGAUCGAAGACGCUCACGUUCUAGAUCACGUAGUAGAUCAAGAAGUCGUGAUAGAGAUCGUAGGCGUUCAUAUAGUCGCAGUCGUAGCCGCUCGCGUUCUGACAGUAAAAGCUCGCGUGGAAAGUCUCGUUCUCGUAGCAAGUCUCCAGAUAGACAAAAAGAUAGUCGUUCCAAAUCAAGGGACUGAAGUUGAACCAUAUACAAGUACAACUACGAACAGAUGCACGCGCCGCAAGUGCAGAAUAAUCGUUUCUUGAGAACAAAAAAGGUAUUCUAUUACCCUCUAUAUCUAGAGCAACACUGUCGCACGUUCACAUUUUUUCUGUCACUUACAUAUUAAUUAUGACAACGCACUUCUUGGGUGAAAAAGAUAAAACCCAAAAACUAAUUUUAAUGUAAUGUAUCUAGACUAUUAGUUUAUUGGACUCGCGAAGAUUUUCAUUUGCAAGUUUUCAUAAUUAUUCUUACUCUGUUAAGUGAUAUAUUGUCUCAAGCAGUGCUUAUUCCUGAUCAGAAGAAAGUAAAUGUGUUUUUCUGUUUUCGCGUGUAUGGACGUUGUUAUAGCGACCGAAACAGCUUGUUUUGAUCAAUGAAUUAAAGUUUGUUAUAUGCUCUAGCACUUAUAUGAAUUUUAAAUGAUCUUUCUGAAUUCUGCUCUUAAAGAUAAACUUGAAUUUUGGACAAAUAGAGCAGACAAUAUUCGAAUUUACACUUUAUAAAUAAAUAAAAAUAAUUGUUAUUAGUUUGAUCAUAUGAUAUUUUUAUCUUAUAUUGAAAUAUAGUGUGCACAAUUUUUAGUAUGUCUCGAUAUAAGUGGAUUAAAAACAAUAACAUUUCAUUUUUUCCCUUCCACUUCUUGAGUCAUUAUGAAUACUUUUAACUACAUAGUAUAAUUAUUAAUUAAGUAAUAAUUAGAAACCAACUGUUUCGAUAAAAUAUCAAUUGUGAAAUCGUUUUCUGUUAUUUUGAAAUUGUUUGAAUCAAGCAAGGUGGAUUAAAUUAUUCCUGGAAAUACAUGAGGGUGUUAAUAUGGUAAUUAGCAGGUAAUGUAAACUGUAUGUGGUCGACUUGAGUCCGACUUCUGUAUAAAUUUUAAGCUAAUAUCUUUAAAAGAAUUUUGAGUUCUUAGUUUUCUAUUAUUUAUGAUUACCUAACUCUCGAUUGAUAAAUUAAUAUUACGACAUAAUUAAUCUAAAAAAAGAGAGAGAGAGAGAGAGAAACAAGAAAAAUUAAAAUCGCGAUAUAUAUAUAUAUAUAUACAUAUAUAGAUUGUAGACAUAAGUUCUGCGUUUCUGUAACAGUAUACAGAUUUAUUUAUGUAAGUUUGCCAUUUAUAAUAAAGUGUAAUAAAAUGCA